AUGAAUCCCUUCGCCCGCGACUCGUCCGCCGAGUCGUCAAGCGACGAAGAAGACUUCCUCCGGCCCUCGACGGAUCCCCAGGCCGACGAGUUCGCAGACUACAACCCGCGCAAACGACGGAGAACAGGGCGCGACGCGAAAGAAAGCGCAGCGUUAGGGAUAUUUGGUUCAGAGAGCGAAGAUGAGGGGCCCGGGAAACGGUGGAAGACGAAGAGUAAUUUAAGGGCGAAGGGUAUGGCGUUUGUUAGUAAAGGCCAGAAGACGCUUGAUGAAGAUGAAGAUGACGAGGAUGAGGAGGAAGAAGAGGCAGAAGAGGAUAUUGAUGAACAAGAAGAUGCGGGAGACGUGGAAGCUACAGCGGGGCUGAGGGGCGGAUUGAGUCUGGGUUUUGGUGCGAGUAAGGGGCUGGGUUGGCAGAGUCCUGCGCCAGGAAAGAAGCCCAGCGACGUGAAGUACGGCACGCCUUUGGGGAAGGGAUUUGUACCAUCCUCGGCGACGGUCCCUAUUUUGAAGAACCCAGAAGCCGAUGAAGAUUCGACGCCCAGAAUUGCGAGGCCAAGCGCGUUCUCGACUCCCGUUUCUGGAGGAGGACGAGGAGGACAGGCCCAGGCAGGUCCUAAAAUGAAUGCAUCAUCUUUUGCCGCUAGAAUGAUGGCGAAGAUGGGUUACAAGGAGGGUCAAGGUCUGGGGAAGGAAGGCCAAGGUCGAAGUGGAGUUAUUGAGGUCCAGCUACGGCCGCAGGGCGUUGGUCUGGGAGCCGUAAAGGAGAAGUCGAAGCAGGAGAAAGAGGAGGAGAAACGACAGGCCAUAUUGAGGGGCGAAGUGUAUGAAGACUCGGACGAGGAGCGUAAGAAGAAGAGAGCCAGGAAACCGAAGGGUAUAAGUGGGACAGAUAGCGGGACGAGCACACCUCGUCGGAUCACCAAACCAAAGUACAGGACGGUGGCUGAGGUAGAGAGAGCUGCUCCAGGUUUGAAGAUUCCGGAAGCUUUUGCACCUAUCCUGGAUAUGACGGGACCAGGCCAAAAGUUAUUAACCUCGACCUCCGGGCUCUUAACACCUACGGCUGGAGCCGCCCCUGAGACGGUAGAACAGGCGGAAUCAAAGAAAUUAGCACGGAGGGCGCGGUCCGAUCUAUCUGCUUUUGUGGAAGAAUGGAAGAACUUGCAAGAGCGGAAAGCAUAUGCGGAAAUGCAGAUUAUCCAAGUAAAGCAGGAGAUUGUCGAUCAGCAGCCCGAUCUCGAGAGGGCAAAGGCCUUCUCUGACGCUGUGAAGGGAAUCGCAGAGGCCGUAAAGGAUGGUCAAUGGGAUCCUGUUAUCAAAGCUUUGACGGCUGUGGAUGGUUUACAAUUAUCUGGAGAUAACGACACACUGUCCAGCAUUGCUGUUGCCGCAGUCCACCCAUUUCUACGUCAGUUCGCUGAAGGCUGGCAGCCACUGGAUAAUCCCAAGAUGGACGGAAUGGCGCCCUCGCUCUUCAAAAUCCGACACAUCCUCGGAGCUUCGAGCGAGAAGUCUAUCAGCACGGAGUUAUACGACAGUUCAAGGAUUCGAGCCAAAUCUACAACUCCAUACGAGAGUAUGAUCUACAAGAUUAUAUUCCCCAAGAUUGUCUCUGCGAUCAAUCAAAACUGGGACGUACACAAUCCUACCCCCGUUUUGGAAUUGUUAGAUGCUUGGGAGGGACUCUUGCCUCCCUUCGUUCGGUCUCAGAUUCUUGACCAAGCUGUGGUUGGAAAACUCAACGACGCAGUGUCCUCUUGGAAUCCGAGGAAGAGACGCUCGCAUGAACUGCCCCAUCUAUGGCUCUUCCCAUGGCUGCAAUACCUAUCUGCGCACCAUGCAGACCCAAAAAGCUCCACCGGACUCGUCAGCGACAUCAAACGCAAAUUUCGCCAAUUGGUCGACUCUUGGGAUUUCCACAAAGGUCUUGUACCGGGCCUGCGACAGUGGCGCGAGGUCUUAUGCCCGGGUGUUGGUAAUGAUCACUGGACCCCCCUGAUCAUGAACCACGUCCUGCCCAGCAUGGCACGCUUCCUGAACGACGAGAAGAACUUCCUCGUUGAUCCCAACGACCAGUCGCCGUACAUGGGCGCGCUCCAAGGCAUCUUCGCCUGGCAAGACAUUCUCAAGCCCCGCAUCAUCGGGCAAGUCAUGGUCGAGACCGUCUUCCCCAAGUGGCACAACGUCCUCCACCAGUGGCUCACCGUCGUCGGACCCAACGAGGAGAUCGGCCAGUGGUUCGAGUGGUGGCGCGACUCGGUGUUCCCGGCGGACAUCCAGGCGCUGAAAUCGAUCCAGGACGAGUUCGACCGCGGACACGAGAUGAUCAACGCGGCGCUCGAUCUCGGCUCCCAAGCAGCGACGCUGCUACCAGCGCCCUCGCGCGCACGAGCCGAGAAGGCCCAAUCGCCAGCGCCCGCGCCGGCACCGCCGCCCCGGCCCGUCAUCGAGGAGGUGGUCACGAUCCGGCACAAGGUGGAGGACUGGUGCGUGGAGAACGACCUGCAGUUCCUGCCGGAGAAGAAGGUUUUGCACUCGGCGGGCCCGCUGUACCGCAUCACGGCGGCGGGCCACGGCAAGAACGGCGUGCUGGUGUGCUUCCAGGGCGAGCGGCUGCUGGCGUUGCAGCGGAAGGGCCCUGAUCUGGUCGAGAUGCCGAUUGAUUGGGAGGAUGCGGAUGCGAGGGAUGCGCUGCUGGAGAUGGCGUGGUAUAACGUGAAGUAG
Molecule: messenger RNA, 2727 nt
Organism: Amorphotheca resinae ATCC 22711
Lineage: Eukaryota; Fungi; Ascomycota; Leotiomycetes; Helotiales; Amorphothecaceae
Exons: 1
Coding region: 1-2727 (908 amino acids)
Biological process (GO): spliceosomal complex disassembly
Cellular component (GO): U2-type post-mRNA release spliceosomal complex
Molecular function (GO): nucleic acid binding
Source: RefSeq, a predicted model, not a curated record